Messenger RNA from Acanthaster planci (crown-of-thorns starfish), 1074 nucleotides. RefSeq names its product alpha-1B adrenergic receptor-like. Gene Ontology annotation, cellular component: membrane. Lineage: Eukaryota; Metazoa; Echinodermata; Asteroidea; Valvatida; Acanthasteridae. Gene Ontology annotation, biological process: G protein-coupled receptor signaling pathway. Gene Ontology annotation, molecular function: G protein-coupled receptor activity. The record is from RefSeq and is a predicted model, not a curated record.
AUGUCCAAGCAAAAUGAAACCUUGGCGUUGAUGCCCUCACACGCCGUCACCGCCAUCGCUUGUGUUUGGGCCUUUAUGACCGCUCUGGCUUUCGUUGGCAACCUUCUUGUCAUACUGUCAGUCUUACUCGCCAAGAAGCUACGCACAGUGACCAAUGCCUUCGUGGUCAACCUCAGCGUAGCAGACCUGUGGUCGUGUCUGUCCUAUCCGUGGAUGAUCGUGGCCCAGGUGAGCCCAGGCGGCUGGCCCCUGGCGUCAGAAGUCCCCUGCACCGUUGCCGCCUUGCAGUUUGACACCAGCCUCUGCGUUCGUGUAUUCACGCUGGCCGCCGUAGCUGUCAAUCGCUUGGUUCUUACGACCGUGUGCAGAGCGACUUACAGAAGGUUGUACUCUCCGAGGAAAGUCAUCGGCAUGAUUGCGACCACGUGGGUCGUAUCAUGCACCAUCGUUUUCCUCCCUUACGUUCUUGAAAUUAGUGAGCCCGGCUACUAUCCCGAAGAUAAAAUCUGCUCGACCAAGGACGGUUUUCAUGGCCGGAAAUUCACUUACGAAAUCAUCGAGUCGAGUUGCUUGGUGCUGUCCUUGACCAUCGCCGUGAUUUCCUACGCGGUGCUCUACGCCCGAUCGGUCCUGCAGAAGAGAGACCAGGCACUCCGUGUUGAUAACCAGCCACACGAUGAAGUGGUGGUGACUGAAAGGAGGAUGUUUUUCUUGGAGAUCAGUAUCCGCGAUGCCACCAGGCAGAAAAUUACCAACCCAGACCAGGAGCAAGCCACCACCAAGAUCUUGUUGAUAGCCUUCUGCAUCAUGUUGCUACUUGUGUUGCCCUUUCUGAUCGCGCUGGUGGCGUCAGCCGACCAUAAAUUCGUCGUCUACAGUAUGACCAUCGCCAUACUGACCAGCUGCGUGAAUCCCAUCAUCUACGCGUUUGGUCACCCUCAUUUCAAGGCGGUUCUUCCCAAGGUUGCCCGAUGCCGCUACUCGGAGAUACUCAAGCCUUCGUACUUUUUGCAAGCAAUGCUUCAGCCUUCUUCUAUUGCUUUGAACAAGGAGAGCUCGGAACCACUGGCGUAA